UGUGAACAUGGUGUGUACCGUGCGGUGCAGUUCCAGGCGGCGGUUGUGGUGUGGUGCGGCGGGGCUGGUGUGUCUGGUGGGAGGGGUGGUCGGGCUGUGCCUGUACCGGACUCUCCUGGACGCCUUCGUCACGCAGUUGAUGGCUCUGCGGGAUGGCGAGUUUGUGUACCGCCGCUGGAAGGACCCCCCUUACCCCAUCUACAUACAGUUCUACUUCUUCGACCUGCUCAACAAGGACGAAGUGUUGAACGGGGCGAAACCGGCUUUUCUCGAAAAGGGGCCUUACACGUACAGUGAGGUCAGGCACAAGGUGAACGUGACCUUCCACGGGAACGACACGGUUUCUUACGUGGACCUGAAGUCCUACCGCUUCGUCCCGCGCAUGUCCGCAGGCACGCUGAACGACACCUUCACCAGCAUCAACAUCGCCGCCAUGACGCUGUCAGAGUGGAUAGAGAACGAGCGGGACCUGAUUAAGGACCUUGCGUCCCUCCUGCUCCUGCUGACGGGGGAGUCCCUGUUCGUGACCCACACGGUAGGAGAGAUGCUGUCCGGGUACCACGAGCCUCUCCUCAAGCUCGCCAAGACGUUCGCGCCCGAGCUCAUCAAGGACGACACGUUCGGCAUCUUCAGGAUCAUGGGCGGGCAGUAUAACGCGUCCGACGGCGUGUACACCAUCUACACCGGGCAGGCCGAUCCGCGCAAGUACACCUACAUCGACAGGUGGAACGGCAUGAGAGAAGUGAACUACUGGAACAAGACUGGGACAUGUAACAUGAUCAACGGCACGGUGGGCACCAUGUACCCCAUCAUCCAAGACAAGUCCGAACCGAUCUACGUCUUCCAGUCGGACAUGUGCAGAUCGGUACACGCCGUGUUUGAGUCGGAGCAGACGGCCCGGGACAUCCCUGUGUACCGGUACACGGCGCGGCCGGACAUUAUGCAGAGCGGAGACAAGAACCCCGACAACCGCUGCUUCUGUCUGGGGAGGUGCCUACAGGACGGGCUCAUGGACGGGAGGCCCUGUCAUCAGGGCGCGCCGAUUGUCCUGUCUCUGCCGCAUUUCUACCAGGGCGACCCGAGUCUGCUGGACACCGUCUGGGGUCUGCAGCCGGACAAACUCAAGCAUCAGACCUUCCUCGACGUUGAACCGACUACAGGCCUGGCGAUGAACGUGGCGAGAAGGGUGCAGAUCAACAUGGACGUCAGACCAGUGCCACACAUCAGGUCACCCCGGACUCUAGUAACGUUGCUUUUUAAAGAGUCCGGGGUGACCUAUUUUCUUGCUGCUCAUCUUGAUGAUUCUCAAUAUUUCAGAGAAACGGAGAACAUCCGUAAGCUGUACUUCCCGGUCAUGUGGCUAAGUGAGACGGCCUUGAUAGACACGAAGUACGCGAACCUGUUCAAGUCGUGGGGUCUUGUGGCGGAGCGGGGAACGUUCGGGGCGCUCAUCGCCCUCACAUGUCUGGGUGCAGGGGUCGUGGUGGGUGUGGCCGUGGCGUUAUACAGGAGGCGGGGGGAACACGUGCAAAAUGACAGGACGGGAGACAACAUCGCUGCAGAAUCAGCGGGCGUGAACACGAACGGGCCUAAUGAGAGGACUUCCCUUCUACAGUCGUGACAGAAUAUAAUUGUUGCUUUCAACAUCAGGGACAAUUUGCCGAAAAUGACUUUUUUACAAUAGAUCAUUGAAUAUUGAAUACCUCUUCUACUACCGUAACAGUAGAAGCCAGUUAAUUGCACAACGGAUAACCGCACACUUCUGUUAACUGCAUGGAAUCCCAAAAUCCCAGAUCAGUGCUUUCCAUCUAGAUAACUUCGCAUUAUUGCACCAGUCGGAUAAUUGCACGAAAUUCACUGGCAAAUAGGCCGUGCAAUUAAGCGGCAUCUACUGUAUUUAACUAAGUGUUACCAUUACUAGCUCAACUAGCUGUGAUAACCCCACCAGAGAAGACGACGACAAAGACUUUUUU
Messenger RNA from Branchiostoma floridae (Florida lancelet), 1973 nucleotides. RefSeq names its product lysosome membrane protein 2-like. Lineage: Eukaryota; Metazoa; Chordata; Leptocardii; Amphioxiformes; Branchiostomatidae. The transcript is spliced from 13 exons. Gene Ontology annotation, cellular component: cytoplasm; membrane. Bases 8 to 1621 code for a protein of 537 amino acids. The record is from RefSeq and is a predicted model, not a curated record. Gene Ontology annotation, molecular function: scavenger receptor activity.